AUGGCAACGUCAGACGAUGAAACCGACCUGCUCACCCUCCUCGACGAGGAGCUCACCACCCUCCGCGGCGAGCUCCUCCGCUUGCAAGAAUCCCUCACUGUCAGCUUCGGGGACCGCUUGAACUGCGUCCACCAGAUCGCGAUGCACCGCAAGCGCUUGAGAGACGCCAAUUACAAUCCCAUCACCGGGACCACUCCUCUUGGCGCAGCCGAGACCGUCCCGGUUCAGGACCUCAUCUCGCGUCUCAACCAGACUACUAUAUAUCUCAGGGCCCUCGACGUGGACCGUGCGGAGAUGGGAGCCGACUGGCAGAGGAUAUCGUUUGAACUGGGGUAUGUCUUGAAGGAUAUCAAGGAGGAGGAGGAGAGGAUUGAGAGGGUCAGCAGGAUGACGGAGGAGGAGCUGGCGGAAGAGGCGAGGAAGGCCAAGGAGGAAGCUGAUGAGCACGAGGAGAUCAUGCGUAAGGUUGCGGAGUCAAACGCGCAGUGUGUUGAUCCGGGUGAAUUCGAUUUGUGGGAUCUUUGGUCUACCGACGAUGAGGAGGAGGGGGUUGAGGAGGAGGACAAGUCCUCCACCGAGACCGCUAUCAAAACCCCAAACGAAACCACCACAGAAUCCUCUACCGGCACCUCCGCUCAAACUGUUUAA
Messenger RNA from Morchella sextelata, 648 nucleotides. RefSeq lists its product as uncharacterized. The transcript is spliced from 2 exons. Lineage: Eukaryota; Fungi; Ascomycota; Pezizomycetes; Pezizales; Morchellaceae. The record is from RefSeq and is a predicted model, not a curated record. The coding region runs from base 1 to 648 and encodes 215 amino acids.